Strongylus vulgaris is the source of this 240-nucleotide messenger RNA. Lineage: Eukaryota; Metazoa; Nematoda; Chromadorea; Rhabditida; Strongylidae. The record is from the annotation of a GenBank genome assembly.
AUGAUGGAUAAAGUUCAUAUCAUCAUUUCUGUCUGGGAUUACGAUAAGAUGAGCAAGAAUGACUUUAUUGGAGAGGUAACGCUAGCUUCACAGUCGCUGAAUCUUCCUCAGGUAACACUGGCUUGUCAUGAGCAGUGGGCGGAAAUGUUGACUUCACGGCGACCUGUCGUUCAAUGGCAUACAUUGCAAGAUCGCUGGGAGAAGGAAAAGGAAAAGGACAAAGGAAAGUUUAAGGAUUAA